AUGGUUAACCGAGCUUACAGGCACGCUGUAGCAACCGGGGCUGAUGAAGCUCUCAUGGAUAUAACUCCUCUCUCUACUGCGGCAGGAUGCGCACCUUUCCUAAUAGUUAAACAGCUUCUCGCGCACUGCCCUCUACGCACUUCCUUCCAGGGAGAGCUGCUUCACUGGGCAGCUCGACGACAAUCUGACGACGCCGAUCAAGUCGUUAGGCUUAUUCUCGAGCGCUGCCAGCCUGACAUCAAUGGUAUAAUGUACAAGGGCGAUCCCUUCUCGUACGAACUACAGAAGGUUACUGGCUUCGGGACCGCCCUCCACGAGGUUGCAAAGAUGGGACAACUGCGCAGACGGCCAGACAGCAUGGAGAUCAUGCAAAGCUGGCAUCAAAUAUGUAGUAACGUUAUUUUCAUUGGCCACCGACACACGCAUUCUACGUAUGAAGUGGAUCGCGGGGAGGUGAAGUGGGGUGGGACAACAAUGAUAUCCCGGGAUGAAACGACGGAUCGAUCAAUUAAAAAAUUGGGCGGUACCUGCGUCAAAUUAUCCGAGGAGGUCUGGCAUGCCGGCACCGGAACGCAGCUGAAUCAAACUUUCUACAGCGAAUAUAGAUAUCACCGAGCCGUCGCCCGAGAGUCGGCAAGGAGAAUGCACGGCAGUUACGCGGUCAACAUAUCAAGAUGCUGCUUCACAUCAACAGCGUAA
This is a messenger RNA of Pseudocercospora fijiensis CIRAD86, 699 nucleotides long. RefSeq lists its product as uncharacterized. The record is from RefSeq and is a predicted model, not a curated record. NCBI's taxonomy places the organism in Eukaryota, Fungi, Ascomycota, Dothideomycetes, Mycosphaerellales, Mycosphaerellaceae. Bases 1 to 699 code for a protein of 232 amino acids. The transcript is spliced from 6 exons.